Messenger RNA from Gadus morhua (Atlantic cod), 6482 nucleotides. It is a transcript of the gene togaram1, whose product is annotated as TOG array regulator of axonemal microtubules 1. Gene Ontology annotation, biological process: microtubule cytoskeleton organization. Gene Ontology annotation, cellular component: cilium; cytoplasmic microtubule. The transcript is spliced from 23 exons. NCBI's taxonomy places the organism in Eukaryota, Metazoa, Chordata, Actinopteri, Gadiformes, Gadidae. Gene Ontology annotation, molecular function: microtubule binding. The record is from RefSeq and is a predicted model, not a curated record. The coding region runs from base 474 to 5045 and encodes 1523 amino acids.
GAGCUCUUGUCACCAUGGAAGCGCUAGGUUUGCGACUUGUGUUCGCCAUUUUGCUCCAUGGAUGUGUGGGCUUGUUUGAACGCCUCGGGAGCUUCCAACCCAAUAACUCAAGAACAUACGGAUGUAAAUAAAUUGAUUUGAUGCAUUUAAAGGUCUGGCCAGGCCGAGGAAAAUCGGACCGCAUUGUUUUCUGCCUGUGAACGUCGCCGACACAGCCAUCUGUCGUUGUCAUCGAACACUUUGUGAACAAGCAAUGGAAACACAACAAGAGGAAUGUUGUUCUGCUGAUGGGGUUUCAGCCGAGUUAAAUUCUUAAAUCUAACCAAAUCUACAAGAUCAUCAAUUAUGAUACUUGGAUUGAUCUCCCAGGAGUUACACGCAAUGGAAACACAACAAGAGGAAUGUUGUUCUGCUGAUGGGGUUUCAGCCGAGUUAAAUUCUUAAAUCUAACCACAUCUACAAGAUCAUCAAUUAUGAUACUUGGAUUGAUCUCCCAGGAGUUACACGAGCAGCUUCUGGAUCUAAAUAACUACCAAAGCCGAACCAAUGGAGUGGAAGAACUUAAGCACAUUCUUACAGAGCUUGAUUUGAGGACGGUUCCAUCGGACAGUAUUGAGGAGUUCAUACGAUUCCUUUGUCGUCUUCUGGACGACAGUAAUUUUAAAGUUUUGCAUGGCACCUUACAAGUCAUUAAUGUGCUCAUUCAUAAGUUAGAUUCCAAUGUGGACCAAUAUUUCAGACAGAUAGCUCUCGUGGCUGUGAAGGCUCUAGGGGACACCCGCACCGUCACCAGAACCGAGUACAUGAACUUGUUCCGCCAGCUGAUAGGAACUGCAGGACCCCAGAGAGUGCUCGACGUCCUAGUUGGAAGCCUGAGCCAUAAGAACUCCAGGGUGCGAGAAGAUGUGCUCAACAUCAUCACCGCAGCCAUGCUCACCCAUCCCAGGAGGGAGUUCAACAUCCCUAAGCUCUGUUCCGAAGUCGCGCCGUGUCUGGCCGACGGCAAGCGGAAGGUCCGCCAAGCGACCCUCGAGCUGUUUGCAGUGUUUGACCAUUGCCUGGAGACGGGCAAGAAGCAGCCCCUGACCAAAGCUGUUGACACGGUGGAGCUCAACGAGGACGUCGAGGGGCUGAUGGCGGCUGUGCAGGCCAGACGAGCGAGGCACAUCCUCCCCCGCCUCUCCUCUGAGUGGAUGGUGGAGUACGCCCUGGUCGUGCCCAAGCCGGGGCAACGCUGCUCCCCGCAGUUCAGCCUGGCGGCCGACCUGGAGUGGGUGCUCCACGGAGGACGGGCGGGCAGCGCCAGGAGCUACAGGAGCGAGCCCGACGCGGACCGGCUGUUUGGCUACGGCAGCCUGGGCUCCCUCACCGACGACCUGCCCCUCCAGAGGAGGAUCGCCAGCGCGGGCAAAGGCAAGAGCAAGCUGCCGUGGGAGAUGUCCAGCCUGGCGUCCUGUGAGAACGAUCUGCCGUGCAGUCUCCCCAAUGGAAAGUCCUCUGAGAAGAUUGCCAGUGAAGAAUACCUGUCCAUCUCCAGGAGGUUAAGUCCAGAAACCUACGUCCCUAGUUUUGCUUCAGAGGUAGCGGACAAGCGCCAUUCGGGCCGCAGGAGGGAGUCCCCCGCUCGCCUCCGUCGGAGCGGGAGCCUGGACUUAGACCCCGAGACCUUCAAGUCCAUCAGCUUCAGCGAGACGCACAGUGCCACGCCCAAGACGUGCCUCUUCUCGGGGAACCCCGGCGUGGAGCGCACCUUCUCCCUCCCCGCCAACCCCAACACGCCCGGCUCCUUCCUGCUGCCCUCCUACCCGCUGGCGGCGCUUCCCGGCGGCCUGCUCACCCCCACGCUGGCCCGGCGGCGGGCGGACCCCUCCCUCUCCAUGUCCAACACCUGGCCCAACAAGAGGGAGGGCAGCCCCCUGCAUCCGGAGCCGGGCCCCUGGAGGGACACCGCAGGCAAGGGGAAGGCAGACCAGACGGUCAGCAGGUGCUCCCCCAGGCCUCUGAGGGCCUGCCCGGUCAGCUCCUCUGCAUCGUCCUUGAACGCCGCCGCCGCCUCCUCCUACCGCCGGGCGCUCGGCGGCGUGAAGGCGGUCCUCCCUGGGAUGGAGCGCUCGCAGUCCUAUAACGGCCAGAGGUCCCAGGCCCCAGGCAGCCCGCGGGGCCGGCCGGCAGAGAGGGACCUGGAUCUGGAGCUGGGGGGUCUGGGCUCGGCGCGGGGGCCGCAGGACGACGAAUCCCUGGACAUGGAGGAGAUGCUGAACUCCCUGCGCUCGUUGCGCAACAGCGCCGCCAAGAAGCGGGCCAAGGUUAGCCUCAGCGGCUCGGAGCAGGACCCGGACAGCCCGGAUUCGGCCGUGAGGCUGGAGCUGGGCCUGGACUCUCCGUCCCGCGACUCCCCCGCGGUCAUCAGCCCGGCCAGCGAGAGCGGGCUCUCCAGUCUGUGCUCGCCCCCCCACUCCAUGGGGCACAACGGCGCCGACCUGAGCCCCAGGCACUCUGGCCCUUCCAUGCCCCGCGCUGCCAGAGUGGCCUCACCCCGGCUGAGGUCUUCGGUGUCUAUGGAUUUCAGCUGCCUUCAAGGCGUGUCCCAGAGAGACAAAACCUCCCCUGAAGUGGGCGUGAUCGGCCAGAGGCUCAGCUACUCCAACGGACCAAUGGAGCUUGAAGAUGGCGACCGCACAACAGAGGCCUCUUCCCCGUUGGUCAGAACGAGCUUUCGGGAACCAAUCAGAGCAAUGAGGCCAGCAAAAGGCUCUCAGAGCUACAGCAGCAGCAGCAGGAGCUCUCCGGCCUCUGACGUCCCUGAGGGCGUAGUGGGGAGAGGUGUGUUUGGCUCGGGUGUGAUCUGCCGUCGCCCCAUCGGGGCCACGUCCCCGUCCGAGCUGGGGGACUGUCUGACCAGGCCCAACGGGGACCUCCCAGCGCAGGGCGUCGUGGGCCAAUCCCUGACCGGCACGCCGAACUCUGACCCCAGGGACACCGCAGUGGACAGCACGGAGCGUCUGAGGAACGGCAGGGUCCACCGGGAGAAGCUCCGGGGCCAGCCCCCCCACCAGGCAGGGGAAGAGGCCGGGCUCUCUGGGAAGCGACAGCAGAAUGGGGGCCGUCACGGCCCCAACCAGAGCCUGGCCGAUGAGCCCAAGCUGGAGGAGAUGCUGUUCGAUAGCAGAGACCUACAGCUCAACGGCAACACCUUGACCUCCACCCCGGCCGGGUCCCUCGCCAAGGGGGCCCGGGUCAGCCCCGCCAGUCCCCUGGGGUCCCAGAGCCCCCUCAAGUGCUUCACCCCCCCUCACCAGCCCAGCCCCCCAACGGUAGCCCCCAGCAACCCUAAAACCUCGGCCCGCCUCAGGAGGGCCCCCAGCCUGACCAGGACCCGGCCCCCGCCCUCCCACAGCUCAGAUGAGCCGGCCCAGGGCACCCUCAGCAGCCACAAGCGAGACCUCACAGAGCCCCCUGAGCUCCGCCCCUUUUCCAAACCUGAGCUGGCGAUGACACACAGCUUCAGACUCAUCAGCUCAGAUGACUGGGAGAAGAAGAUCGAAGGGCUGAUGAUGCUGCGCAGUCUGGCCCAGUACCACAUGGACACGCUGCAGACCAGGCUCCACGACGUCUGCCUCGCCCUCGUUCAAGAGGUGAGGAACCUGCGUUCGGGCGUGUCCCGCGUGGCGGUGUGCACGCUGGGCGACCUGUACUGCCACCUGCAGCGGGCCAUGGACCAGGAGGUGGAGGCCACGGCCCGGGCGCUGCUGCACAAGGCGGCCGAGAGCAACGCCUUCAUCCGGCAGGACGUGGACGCGGCGCUGGGCCACAUGGCGCGCCACUGCACGCCGGCACGCUGCAUCAACGCUCUCCUGGUCGGGGGCUUGAGCCACCUGAACGCCGUGGUGAGGAAGUGCGGCGCCCAGCACCUGGCUGACUUGCUGGAGCGGGUGGGCGUGGCCCGCCUGCUCUCCGGGGGGAAGGACGUGACGGACAGAAUCCUCCCGGCCGUGGUCAAGCUGGCCCAGGACUCCUCCCAGGAGCCGAGGUACUACGGCCGCCGGAUGCUGCUCUUCCUGUCCUCCCACCGGGACUUUGACACCAUCCUGGAGAAGUACAUCCCCGCCAAAGACCUGGCCGCCGUCCGCGACUCAGUCAGCGUCCUCAAGACCAAGGGUCUGGGCGAGAUGCCCCAGGACCCGCCCUCCGCUCGGGGCAGACGCUCGCUUCCCGGCAGUGGCACCAUCAGGGCCUCAUCGCUCAACAGGGAGCCCCUCAAACAGACCACCCCCACCACCACCACCACCACCACCAUCCCCCCCAGGGAGCCAAACAGCCAGUACAGCUCCAGAGCUCAGGGGCACAGCAUCGCAGACAAGACCGAGUACAUCAAGCAGCUCACCGCUCUGCUGGAGUCCAAGGACUUCAGGGAGCGCAUCAAAGGCAUCGACCAGCUGGUGGCCGACUGCCAGCACAACCCCAGCAUGGUCAUCCACAGCCUGUUCCCGGUCUUUGACGCCUUCAAAGCCCGCCUGCAGGAGUCCAACAGUAAGGUCAACCUGUACGCGCUGGAGGCCCUGCAGAAGAUCGUGCGCCUGCUGAAGGACGACCUGUCCGGGGUGGUCAACCUCCUGGUGCCCGCCAUCGUGGACAACCACCUCAACUCAAAGAACCGCGCCGUGUACUCGGCCGCCACAGGGGCCCUCUGCGAGCUGGUGCUGAGCCUCGACAGCAGCCUCCUCCUGCAGCCCUUCUGCACCAAGGCCCUGUUCCUCAGCGGCCAAGCAAAGGUUGAUCUGAUCCAGAAGGUUGCAGAGCUGGUGACGGAGCUGUACCCCCGCCGGCCCCAGCUGGUGGAGCAGAAGGCGCUGCCCCUGCUGUGGUACCUGCUGGGCCCGUCCAGCGGCAGCGUGCAGGGCCGGGGCGGCAGCGUGCGCCGGGCGACCACCAGCCUGUGCCAAGCCCUCCAUGAUCAGAUGGGGCCCGGCCUGGUCGAGAGCGCUGGCUCCCAGCCCCCCAACGUCCACAAGGACCUCAACGAGCUGCUCAGGACCAUGUCCUGAAAACAAAUCAUUCAAACAAUUCCAAACACAACCAAACGACGAAAAGACGGGAACGAGAACGCUACGCGACGACUUUUACUUGAAGAAAAAAAAGAGAUGUUCUGCAUUUCUAUUAGUGCCUGCACUUUUUGUAUACUGUUAAAGAGAAAGUGUCUUACUUCUCACGAGCUCCUCGACUCUGGACCCAUUAUAUCUCAGCGAGAUGUCCUCCGGGCCAUGGACCGUUCAAGGCGGCCCUGCAUCAUGCUGGUCUUCAUCAGGUCCCGCGAAUCCUCCACAACCUGCUCUCUUUGCACUUUAACAGGUAGCUUGUCGUCGUUAUCAAAGACAGGAUUUUAAAGAUGCGAUCCUUGGAUUGCUGUUGCUAUUUCGUUUUUUUGUUUCAUCAUUGAAAAGCAUCUAACGUAAUGUACUGUAGACCAAUCAAAACGCACCGUUGCAGAAUGUAAGGCGGAAAUGCACAGAAAUUGAUAAUAGGUGAGGGACGUCUAUAUUUUGUUGUGGUUCCAUUUGUUGAAAGUGAAUUAUGGAGAUUUUUUCAAUGUGUCUUACAAGGUAGAGAUGGAUUGGGAUACAGGGAAAAAUAACUUUUUUGGUACAGUUCCAAUGUGUCAUUGCACAGUAUUAGCCUAAUCUGUUAACCAUAUGUGGUAGGAUAAUGCAGUAUAUAUUAUUUAUCUUGUAUAGUUUUGGUUUUCAAAGUCCUAUGGUAUGAAAUGUUUAUGAUAUGCGGAGUUGGUUGUGUUCUUAUUCUGCAUGUCGUCAAAUCCGAAUCAAUGUUUAUAUUUUUGUUUAAAGGAUAUAUAGAUAUAGAUAUAUAUACGUACACUGAUGCCUGAUUCAAAGUUAAUCUUAUUUUACUGGGUGUAUGUGUUGGGGAGAAAACAUUAUUUACACAGAGUAAAACCCAAAUUAGUGAUUUAGGUUUCAGUGUAGUGCCAGUCUUUAAGUAACCGUUACACUAUUCUGUUGUAAAUUUAUAUUUAACUUGUUCGUGAACAAACAAAAGGAUACCUACAACCUUAUAGAUCUACAAAGUGUUUUUCUGUAAAAAAAAAAAACACUGAGUUUCUUAAUUUGUGUCUAUACAGGGUAGCAGUUCAUAAAGAGAGCCAUUGCAGAAUCGCUCUUUGCUCGAGAUGUCAUGUUUGCACUCAAAUCUCUGCUGUUUGAGAUUACCAUUCAAUUAAUCCACUUGUUUGAUUAUGGAAUGCUGACUAAGAUUGGUGAAUCAAAAUGUAUCCAGCAGCGUAUUUUGACUAGGCUGUGCAUUUGUACUUGUUAAUUGAAAAAUAAUUCUGUCAAAAUUUAAACAAUCAAAAUCUUCACUCCAUGGCCUUUUCUGCUAUAGAUACUUGGUCAAUACUUUUACAAAUAAAGUUUAAAAAGAUACCAAAACAUGGAUAAAAGUUACACGAUUAAACAUUUUGAGCUUUA